AUGACACAAUCCCGCUUGUCACUCCUGUUCCUCUACCUUUUGUUUUCACCACGAUAUGCUUCCUCACUUUCAUUCAGCCUCAACUUCACCAAGACCACAAGGGACCCCUGCGGCGACGAGCUCGUGUGCGAGGGCGACUCGAUCUUUUCAAACUCCACAAUCGAGCUGACAAGAAAAAGCCAUGUCGCGAACAGCUACGAUGGCCAAGGCCGGGUGUGGUACGGGACUCCGGUGCCACUGUGGGAUCCCGUCACCGGCGAGGUAGCAAGCUUCACCACCGCCUUCUCCUUCAAGAUCACGCUGAGCCCGAACAGCACUCGAUGGGCCGACGGGAUGGCCUUCUUCCUCGCGCGUUACUACCCGAACAGCAGCGUCCUUGCCACCGGUGCCGGCGGCGGGCACCUCGGCCUCUUCACCUUGAACAACCACUUCAACGCGACCGGCGACUACCGGGUCGUCGCCGUCGAGUUCGACACGUUCCUCAACGUAGGGUGGGACACCAGCGACGAGCACGUCGGCAUCGACGUCAACUCUCUCAGGUCGGAGGCGUUCGUGGACACGGCCUCGCCGGGAUUCAAGAACCGGACACAUGAUUCCGCCAUGACCGCCACGGUCCACUACGACAGCCGGACGAAACUGCUAGCCGUCGACCUCCAAAUCGACGACACCUUGUACCAUGUCAACACGACGGUUGACCUCAAGCGGGAAUUGCCGCACACGGUGGCCGUCGGCUUCUCGGCAUCGACCGGCUUCGGCAACGAGCUGCACCAGCUGCUGGCCUGGUCCUUCAACUCCACGCUCGAGAAUACCUCGGAACAACCCUCCUCGACCUCGACCAGCAAGUCGAUGCUACUCAAGGUACUUGUCCCUGUACUCGUCGUGUCGGCCUGUGCGAUCGUGGGUCUCCUCCUGUGGUUGUGCCUGACGAAACUAAGAAGGAUGGGCGAGCCGGAAGCGGAGGAGGUGCUACGCUGUGAGGCUGAGUUCGAGAAAGGGCUGGCGGGGCCAAGGCGGUAUCUGUACCGUGAGCUCACGGCCGCAACGGGCAACUUCGCAAAGGAGAAUCUCCUCGGGCGAGGAGGUUUUGGCAGUGUGUACAAGGGCCAAAUCCUGAGCAGCAGAUUCGAUAAUCAAGGCCAGCAGCUUGUAGCCGUCAAGAAGUUCUCCUUGGAGUCCUCUCAGGGGAGGAAGGAGUUUGAGGCGGAGGUGAUGAUCAUCAGCCAGCUGAGGCACCGCAACCUCGUGCAGCUCUUGGGCUGGUGCGAUUGCCUUAAAGGGCUCUUUCUCGUCUACGAGCUCGUGCCGGAAGGAAGCCUAGAUAAGCACAUCCAUAACAACGAGAGAUUGUUAACUUGGCCCGUGAGGUACAAGAUCAUUUUGGGAUUAGCGUCAGCGCUACGCUACCUGCACCUGGAUUGGGAGCAAUGCGUUGUGCACGGCGACAUCAAGCCAAGCAACAUCAUGCUCGACUCGUCGCACAGCACCAAGCUGGGUGACUUCGGCCUCGCCCGGCUCGUCGACCACGGGACCUGCCCGCGAACCACGGAGUUCAUCCAAGGCACCGUCGGAUACAUCGACCCGGAGUUCGUCAACACGCACCGGCGGACCACCGAGUCGGACGUCUACAGCUUCGGCAUCGUCCUGCUGGAGAUCGUCUCCGGCCGGCAGCCGGUGUACCAGCAGGAACCGGCCUUCACGCUGCUCAAGUGGGUGUGGAGCCUCUACGCCCAGGACUCGAUCCUCGACGCCGCGGACCCGCGGCUGAGGACCGGCGGCGACGCCGAAGACGAGCAGCAGAUGGAGCGUGCCCUGGUCGUGGGGCUCUGGUGCGCGCACCCUGACCCGGCAGAGCGACCGUCCAUGGCGCAGGCAAUGCACGCGCUGCAGUCGCCGGACGCGAGGAUGCCGGUGCUCUCGCCGCAGAUGCACAAGCAGGGCCCGCCAAUAAGCUUCGACUUGGGCGACAUACCCAGUAGUGUCCGCUCUUCAUCGGUCAUGUGA
Molecule: messenger RNA, 2001 nt
Organism: Panicum hallii
Lineage: Eukaryota; Viridiplantae; Streptophyta; Magnoliopsida; Poales; Poaceae
Product: L-type lectin-domain containing receptor kinase IX.1-like
Exons: 3
Coding region: 1-2001 (666 amino acids)
Biological process (GO): protein phosphorylation
Cellular component (GO): plasma membrane
Molecular function (GO): protein kinase activity; ATP binding; carbohydrate binding
Source: RefSeq, a predicted model, not a curated record